CAGGGUCAUUCUAUGGAGAGACUGAGAGGGUGAUUCUCAACUCUGUCUCAGUUGGAAUUACUACAGAGAAUGCUACCAUCUACCUAAGGGGUCCCUGGGACACCACUCACUUCACCUGUCCUGGAUCAGAACAGACUGGGGUCUUCAGACGGGUGUGUGUGUGUGUGUGUGUGUGUGUUUGAAAUGAGACCAUCGUAAAAGCUUGGAGGGUGCUGAUGGAGGACUCCGACAUAUUCCGUCCUAAUGUAUCUGUCUACAUGGUGUCAGCCGAGGGGGAGACUGCCAUUGGUGUUUACUUGUUGAUACUAGAGUGGCUCUCCUGUCUAGGCAAUGGAGUGGUGAUUCUACUGUUGGUCAAGCAGAGACACAGACUUCAGCCACAAGACUUCCUCACUCUCAAUCUGGCUGUGUCCGACGCUGGCGUCGCUAUCUUCGGCUACUCCAGAGGGAUACUAGAAGUCUUCAACGUGUUCAGGGACGACGGCCUGCUGAUCAAGACCAUCUGGACCUGCCAGGUGGACGGCUUCCUGAUCAUGCUCUUUGGGCUCAUCAGCAUCAACACACUGACAGCCAUCAGUGUCAUCCGCUACAUCAAAGGAUGCCAGCCCAGCUAUGCUCAUUAUAUUAACCAAUGUAACGUUGCCGUGGUGAUUGUGGCGGUGUGGCUGUGUGCCCUCUUCUGGUCUGGAGCGCCCCUGGUGGGCUGGGGGAGUUACACAGCUCGUAAGUAUGGGAUGUGUGAGAUAGACUGGGUCCAGGCCAGGUUCUCUGUGUCCUACAGACUCUACGUCAUCCUCAUCUUCACCUUCAACUUCUUCAUCCCAUUUGUGGUCAUAUGGUUCUCCUACGUUUCCAUCAUCCGGGCAGUCAACAACAGCCACAAGUCCAGCAGAGGGGGAGAGGUCAGCGAGAGAGAGAAACAGAUGGAGCGCAGUAUAACAACAGUGUCUCUGAUCCUGUGUUCAUCCUUCCUGCUGGCCUGGUCUCCCUACGCAGUCAUCUCCAUGUGGUCUGCCUGUGGUCACCAGGUGCCUCCUCUCCACAGCAUCCUGGCCAGCCUGUUCGCUAAGUCAGCCAGCUUCUACAACCCCUUCAUCUACCUGGGCAUGAGCUCCAAGUUCAGACAAGACUUCAGAGCCCAGUUCCACUGCCUGCGCCCCAACCCGGACCUCUCCCACAGACCCGACGAGGUGCAGAUUGACCUGGACAUUAUGGAGGUGAAUGGAGGGGUGGAUGACCUGGACUCUGGGGUGGAGCUGGGUAUUGACAGGGGUGUGGAGGAGAGGGGGGAGAACCAGAGGAGUCCUCUUAUGCCCCCCAUGAUAGCCCCCGCUCCCAGUCACCGCCUGUUCCUGAGGAAGCUCAGUGACUCUGGACGCCUGUGAGAUCUCUGUCUCUCUGUUUCUGUCUCUGUCUCUCUGUUUCUGUCUCUCUGUUUCUGUCUCUCUGUUUCUGUCUC
Coregonus clupeaformis (lake whitefish) is the source of this 1459-nucleotide messenger RNA. It is a transcript of the gene opn6b, whose product is annotated as opsin 6, group member b. Gene Ontology annotation, cellular component: membrane. Gene Ontology annotation, molecular function: G protein-coupled receptor activity. Gene Ontology annotation, biological process: G protein-coupled receptor signaling pathway. Bases 216 to 1385 code for a protein of 389 amino acids. Lineage: Eukaryota; Metazoa; Chordata; Actinopteri; Salmoniformes; Salmonidae. The record is from RefSeq and is a predicted model, not a curated record. The transcript is spliced from 6 exons.